GCACGUAAGUACACGGACCCUCUAUGAAUUGGAUUGAUGCCAUCUGCCGAAGAUAGACGACUCAGAUCCAACCUAGGCAGAACCACCCCACUUUGCGCAUUAUAAAGGACACAGCUUCAUCCCCCCACAUUGCGGCACGCCGCGAUUUCCAGCAUUUGAUACAGAAGUCAGCUCAUAUCGGUUCUCGACCACCCAGCAAACCCGAAACUCUUCCCAGAAACAUAAGCUUUCGAGCUGCACACAUCAGAAUAUGACGGUCAAGGGUCGCUUCGCUCUGUCGAGGGCGUCGGUGAGCGAUCUUCCCGAGAUAUCGCGACUGCAGUACAAAUGCUUUCCCCAGUUCAUCCGGGAGAUCUUCAUGGGAUGCAAGACCGAGGCCGACCUUCCCCGCAUUAUAAACAAAUACACCGCCAUCAUGAGCGAAGACCUGCAUGACAUCUGGAUCAAGGUCGUCGACACAAAAACGGGCAAGAUCGCCGCUGCCAGCAAUUGGAAAAUCCACCCAAACGGCGCGUCCGCAUCGUCCGACGACCAGCCGGCCGAAUGGCUGGAAGGCGAGGAGCUGGAGAAGUCCAGGAAGACCCUGGAGUCCCUCAACGAGGCGCGGAGGAAAGCAAACCCGGGAGGUUAUGUCCACCUCCACAUAUGUUUCACGGAUCCGGACUACCGUCGCCAGGGCGCGGGAGGCAUGAUGAUGCAGUGGGGCUGCGAUGUGGCCGACCAGCUGUUCCUCCCCGGCUGGAUCGAGGCCUCGCCCGAAGGGAAUCACCUGUAUAAGCUCCAUGGCUUCUACGACUUUGGUAGCGCUGCGGGGGGGCUUUCGGGGACAAACAUGAAGAGGGACGCGAGGAAGACUGUUAUACAAGGGGGCAAGCCUUGACCCACCCAGCUGCCGGAUAUUGAACGUGUUUUUAUAUAGUAUUUGCUCGCGGCCUACCUUAUGUACAAGAACCAUGCGGAGUUCUCCAGACCUCGGACCACUCACUG
Phialemonium atrogriseum is the source of this 987-nucleotide messenger RNA. RefSeq lists its product as uncharacterized. The record is from RefSeq and is a predicted model, not a curated record. Lineage: Eukaryota; Fungi; Ascomycota; Sordariomycetes; Cephalothecales; Cephalothecaceae. Bases 251 to 880 code for a protein of 209 amino acids. Gene Ontology annotation, molecular function: acyltransferase activity, transferring groups other than amino-acyl groups. The transcript is spliced from 2 exons.